AUGGUUCGGUCGGAGAGCAAGUGUGGAAAAGAGUGCCAGAUUGCGAAAACGAAGAUUCUAUAAAAGCCUUGAUUUGGGGGUGACUCGCGGUUACCUGUUGCCAUUUGGGGACUCCACCGACUCACCUGUCCUGUCUCAUAUUUUUCCUCCAUCUUAUCACUCUUCUACUGCGCCGUUCAAUAUUUUUGCUUUCUUUGCCAUGGCGUUUGACCAAAAUUCCGUUCCAAAAGAUCUGCGACCGUUAAACGUAGCUCGAACUAUACCUGAUGAGCCUCUCAUUGUACCGGCGACUACCAUGGGUCGGACGUUAGAAUGCUUUCCUCCAACUCCAGCUCGUGACGUCGGUAGCCCAGGGACUUUGCCAAUUUUUUACCCAGCACCUGUGUCUGAUUCUGGGCUUGUUGGUGUGGGGUAUGGAACUAUGUCAUCGGGUCCUACUUCCUGGUGCGUUCGUCCAGGCGUGUCCAUUGUGCAUACGGCUAUGAAUCCUAAUAUUGGGUAUAACUGUAGUCCUAAUUUUGGCAAUCGGAUGGCUGGUGGCAGUGCUGUUGAUAUUUCAAGCAGUGUCGUUGCAAACGGACCUGGUUAUGCCACGAUUCUGGGCAACUGGGCUGGGGGCAGUGGCUUGGAUAGGGCUGGAAACGAUGCAAUUAACGGAUUUGGUUGUAGCUCUGUUCAGGGAAAUAGAAUAAUUGGCAAUGCCAUUGGUAGUGAUCAGGCAGGCAGUACUGCAGCAACUGGGUUUGGUAAUAGCCCCACUCAGCGGAGUGGGGCUGAUCUUGCUAGUGAUGAGGGAGAGGAUGACUCCGUGUCAGGGAGAAAAGUGAAGUUUUUAUGCAGUUACGGUGGGAAGAUUAUACCUAGACCUAGUGAUGGGAUGUUGAGAUAUGUUGGAGGGCAGACAAGAAUAAUUAGUGUUAAGAGGGAUGUGAGCUUCAACGAACUGAUGCAAAAGAUGGUUGAUACAUAUGGUCAACCUGUGGUUAUCAAGUAUCAGCUCCCUGAAGAGGAUCUUGAUGCAUUGGUCUCAGUUUCUUGCCCAGAUGAUCUUGAAAAUAUGAUGGAUGAGUAUGAAAAAUUAAUUGAAAGAUCUUCAGAUGGUUCAGCUAAACUAAGGAUUUUUCUGUUUUCUGCAUUGGAACUUGAUGCUCCUUGUGAGGUGCCGCUAGUAGAUUUACAUGAUAGUGGCCAGAGAUAUGUUGACGCUGUGAAUGGAAUUACAGAUGGAGUCAAUUGCCGGCUUAUGAGGAAAGGGAGUAUCACAAGUGCGGCUUCAACCCAAAAUUCAGAUGUUAGUGCGGCUGAUGCUCUUGAUAGUUCUGUUUCUGGUCCUGGGGAUAUAAGUGCAACGCCAUCAUCUUGCAUUUUGUCACCCAGAGACAAUGUGGCAGCUUCUCAUGACACUGCUGCAAAGUUGGUGGUGGCAGAUCAAAGUCCAAGAGUAUACUCGGAUGCUUCUGCAGUUCCGAUGGGCAUGCCAGUUGCUGUGUCUGGUCCGGCCCAGACAUCAGCUUUCCAGAAUGAGGUUGAAUUAGAAAAGUCUGUUCCUUUUACUUUACAGCAACAGCAAUUCGGAUCGCAGCAAUCUGGAAUGGACGUUUCACCUCCUGCACCUUAUGUGCAUCCUUUUGUUGAUUCGCGUCAGGAAGUUAUGAGUCAUGCAGAUUAUGUCCAGCUGCCUCCUCAGGGAGGGUUCCCAAAUUCUCACCUUUUAGGGAAGCAAGGGCCUGCCUUCACUCAACAGCAAUUCCAUGAUAAUAUUCCAGCUUUUGUUUCUCACCAGUUCAUCUCCGCAGUGCCAAUGACAAUGACUCCAUCAGCUUCUCAUGUUAAUGUAAGAACAAACAUUCCGCAACCAUUGAGGCAACCUCAGCAAACUCGUUUGGACCAAUAUAAUGAUGAAAGUACAUCAGGGCCUAAGAUCAUCCAGCUUCCUGUUGAACAGAACUACAAUGCAUACCCAGUUCAAGUUCCUUCUGUUGUGGUUGCUGGUAAUUAUGGUUGGGUUCAGGUUCCUUCACAAGAGAAUGUUAUUUUGUCUGAUGGGUUGUUGCCUCAACAACAAGUAAGAACCCUUGAGAAAUUCCAAAAGGAGGAAGACUGUUAUAUGUGUCAGAAAUUAUUGCCUCAUGCGCAUUCAGAUCCUGUGGUUCCUGAUCAGCGAGAGAGUGUUGCAAAUUCAAUUUCUGAUUCGAUCCUAAGCUAUCAUAGUCUCCCCAUGGAGGAAAACUUAAAAGCUCAAGCAACAAACAGGGUAAUGGUGACUGCACCCUUGAAGGAUAGUGCUAUUGAACAAGGGAUUGACACCAAAUCCAGAGUCGUUAGCAAAGCGGAACCUCCCAUUGGAAUGCCUUGCACUAAUGCAACAGGCCUUUCUUAUAAGCUUGAGUCACAGCCCGAAGGGGAGAGGAGCGUUACACAAAAGCAUGAUGCCUUUGAUCAUAUGAGGAGUCCCAUUAUCGCAGAUGUGAUUGGAAAGGCAGGAGAUAACCAGUCACCGACUGAUGGAUCCAUGGGGACAGCACCACUGUCAUGCUUUGAUGAUGUUGUUAGCCAACAAAUGAUUCCAGUUGAGAACUGGGUUAAUCAGGAUGUGGUAGUGAAUAAACCUGUUUAUAGUGAUACAACUCCUGUUCUAGAGUCCCCUAAUGAGCGUACAAAUGAAUUUGUUAACUUGGUCUCCCAGCCAGUGGAAGGUAGUCAGAUAGCACAAUCAUCUGUUUGGGACAUUCCUGGAUCAAAUCCUCAGUCAAAAAGUGGAAACCUCCUCAAGGAUGAUAAUUUACCAUCUUUAAUAUCUCCAUCUAUCAGGUCUGGAGAUGUGCAGGAUUCUUCAAACUCACUUUUCAGUAAUCAGGAUCCCUGGAAUGUACACCAUAGUACGUACUUUCCUCCUCCAAGACCUAAAAGAGUUCCUUCAAAGAAAGAAAUAUAUUCUUCUAAGGAUCACUUUGGUGAGGAAUUCACUGGCGGCUGUGGGGAACAAAGUUUAGAAGCUCAAUUGGAGGAAAGUUUUUACCAGCAAUUCAAACAGGGUUUAAAUUUAGAACAUGGCCAUUCAGCCAAGGGCUCAGCCGAAGACCAGAUCAAACAAGAACUUCAAGCUGUUGCUGAGGGUGUAGCUGCUUCUGUUCUGCACCCAAGCACUCCUAGUCCUGAUUUACAUGCCAGGGACAUGUCCAGUCGGGAAGAUGUUGGAGAUGUAAAUGAUCUAAAUAGAGCUAAAGCUUUGGAUGUCAAGAGCAAGCUUCCAGAAAAGCCAAAUUUUGGCAUUCCUUUAUCAGAUGGUCUUGGAGGAUUGCAGAUUAUAAAGAAUUGUGAUCUUGAAGAGCUAAGAGAACUAGGUUCAGGUACCUUUGGGACUGUAUAUCAUGGAAAAUGGAGGGGCACUGAUGUAGCAAUCAAGCGUAUUAAUGAUAGGUGCUUUGCUGGAAAGCCUUCUGAGCAAGAGCGCAUGAGAACUGACUUCUGGAACGAAGCAAUCAAGCUCGCUGACUUGCACCAUCCAAAUGUUGUUGUAGCAUUCUAUGGUGUUGUGCUUGAUGGCCCAGGAGGUUCUGUGGCAACAGUAACAGAGUAUAUGGUCAAUGGUUCUCUAAGAAAUGCCCUGCAGAAAAGUGAGAGGAAUCUUGACAAGCGUAAGCGUCUUUUGAUUGCAAUGGAUGUGGCAUUUGGUAUGGAAUACCUGCAUGGGAAAAAUAUUGUACACUUUGACUUGAAAAGUGACAAUUUGCUGGUGAAUCUCAGAGAUCCACACCGCCCAAUAUGCAAGGUUUAUUAUAUGCUCUAUUGAGUUUUGGAAGCUUGUUUCUUUUUCAUUAUAUGUGGUAUACAUGCAUUUUGAUCAUACAAACACAAAUCACUAUAAUAAAAUUCGGAAAUCACAAAGGCAUUGAUACAUUGCAUUAGCUUAAUUGGAAGAAUCCUGAGUAGGUGUUGCAAUUACUCAAACGGCAGAAUCAGAUAAUUUUGCAUCCAGAGAAGUGUCAAAAUAUUGGGCAUCACAUGGGUUGCUAUUAGUUGGGUUCAUUGCAUCCUGAUGCGACAUGGCUAUUAGGAACAAUAUUCUCAUUUUCCCUUGGUGUUUCUAAAUAAAUUAAAACCCAAAAUGGCACAUGAAGUAUUGUUCAGGUGCAGCUUGUACUCGUCUUUUUUAAGUCAUCAGUGAUGUCUGUAAAAAACUAAUUCAAUUAGCAUUAAGCUGUCUUCUUUUGGCAGCAUGAAAAUCAAAUGCAAAUACACAAACUUGUCAUGACUUGAAGAUCUUAUAUAGUUGGAUAGCGAUUUUUAGAUGAAUAUCAGUUUUUCCUUUGCCUAUUUUCUUUCUUAUAUUCCU
This is a messenger RNA of Prosopis cineraria, 4336 nucleotides long. RefSeq lists its product as uncharacterized. Lineage: Eukaryota; Viridiplantae; Streptophyta; Magnoliopsida; Fabales; Fabaceae. The coding region runs from base 200 to 3793 and encodes 1197 amino acids. Gene Ontology annotation, molecular function: protein binding; ATP binding; protein kinase activity. Gene Ontology annotation, biological process: protein phosphorylation. The record is from RefSeq and is a predicted model, not a curated record. The transcript is spliced from 7 exons.